Populus euphratica (Euphrates poplar) is the source of this 1579-nucleotide messenger RNA. RefSeq names its product AP-3 complex subunit mu-like. The transcript has 8 exons. NCBI's taxonomy places the organism in Eukaryota, Viridiplantae, Streptophyta, Magnoliopsida, Malpighiales, Salicaceae. The record is from RefSeq and is a predicted model, not a curated record. Gene Ontology annotation, biological process: vesicle-mediated transport; intracellular protein transport. Bases 113 to 1276 code for a protein of 387 amino acids. Gene Ontology annotation, cellular component: clathrin adaptor complex.
GAACUCAUCCCUGAAAUCCGUCCUCAAUAAACUUUUUGCCUGCCACCUCUAUUACUCUUCUCCACCUCCAUCCUCCAAAGGAUUGAGAAAAUUAUUCGAAGCAAAGAGAGAGAUGUUGCAGAGUAUAUUUCUACUUUCAGAUUCUGGAGCGGUAAUGCUAGAGAAACAGUUAACUGGGCAUAGAAUAGAUAGAUCCAUUUGUGCUUGGUUUUGGGAUCAAAUUGUUUCUCAAGGUGAUUCCUAUAAGCAACAACCGGUUAUUGCAUCACCAACACAUUACUUGUUCCAAAUUGUCCGGGAGGGGAUCACUUUUUUAGCGUGCACCCAAGUUGAAAUGCCACCUUUGAUGGGCAUUGAGUUCCUUUGCAGAGUAGCUGAUGUUCUCUCAGAUUAUCUAGAAGGGUUGAAUGAAGAUGUAAUCAAGGAUAACUUUGUCAUUGUGUAUGAGCUUUUGGAUGAGAUGAUAGACAAUGGCUUCCCCCUGACCACAGAACCUAACAUACUGAGGGAGAUGAUAGCUCCACCAAAUAUUGUGAGCAAAAUGCUGAGUGUUGUGACUGGUAACAGUUCAAAUGUGAGCGACACUCUUCCAGGUGCUACAGCAUCUUGUGUUCCAUGGAGAACGACAGACAUAAAAUAUGCCAACAAUGAGGUGUAUGUUGAUCUUGUUGAAGAAAUGGAUGCAAUUAUAAAUAGGGAUGGGGUCUUGGUGAAGUGUGAGGUUUAUGGUGAAGUUCAAGUAAACUCCCAUAUCACAGGGGUUCCUGACUUGACUCUAUCAUUUACAAACCCAUCUAUUAUGGAUGAUGUCAGAUUUCAUCCAUGUGUUCGGUUCCGGCCUUGGGAAUCCCAUCAUAUCCUAUCAUUUGUGCCUCCUGAUGGACUAUUUAAGCUCAUGAGUUACAGGGUUAAAAAGUUGAAAAGUACCCCAAUAUAUGUAAAGCCACAGAUUACAUCCGAUGAUGGGACAUGCCGCGUCAAUGUGAUGGUUGGUAUACGAAAUGACCCUGGAAAGAUGAUUGACUCAAUAACAGUGCAAUUUCAACUGCCUUCGUGUGUUUUGUCAGCUGAUCUGACUGCAAAUCAUGGAGCAGUGACCAUCUUCUCAAACAAGAUGUGCACUUGGUCAAUUGAUCGAAUACCAAAAGAUAGAGCCCCUGCAUUAUCUGGAACACUGAUGCUUGAGGCAGGAUUAAAGCGGCUUAACGUAUUUCCCACAUUUCAAGUGGGUUUUAGAAUCCAGGGUGUUGCCCCUCUCUGGCCUGCAAUUAGAUAAACUGGAUCUCAGGGUUGUACCAAGCCGUCUUUAUAAAGGGUUUCGAGCUUUCACAAGAUCAGGACUAUAUGAAGUUAGGUCAUAGAUUUUGUAUUGUAUCAAGAUUAAUUUCCAAUUUGUUAUGCUACUUGCCAUGAUUUUGUCAUUCUGUAUUAUAGCAUGGAUGCCAGUUGAUCAAUGCAGUUAAGAUCAUUUGGUAACCUGACAAGAUCGUUUGUUUUGCUGCUUGACAUGAUUUUGUGUUGUAUCAUAACAUUUUUAACAAAAUCAAUUAGAACUGUGAUCAAAUCAUUAACCACUGAA